This is a messenger RNA of Limulus polyphemus (Atlantic horseshoe crab), 6765 nucleotides long. Its product is annotated as protein SCAI-like. The record is from RefSeq and is a predicted model, not a curated record. Gene Ontology annotation, molecular function: transcription corepressor activity. Gene Ontology annotation, cellular component: nucleus. Bases 685 to 2529 code for a protein of 614 amino acids. Gene Ontology annotation, biological process: DNA-templated transcription. The transcript has 14 exons. Lineage: Eukaryota; Metazoa; Arthropoda; Merostomata; Xiphosura; Limulidae.
AACGAGUAAAAAAAGACAUGUUUAGGAGUUAGUAUUAGGUGUGUACUUUUGUGAAAUUUUAUGAGAUAUUUUUAAUUGAAAUAGGUUUUUAUUGUUUAGUCGCAACAUUUGCGUAAUUCAGUAUUACUUUAAUGUAUAAAAUAUCACUUUUUCGGAGUUAAGAGUCUAGUUUUCAUAUUUCAAAUGUUUUCCAAUCGGCGAAACUAUGCUCAUGAAUGAUGAAGUUAGUUAGUUAGGCUAAGCCUUAAAAAAAGUUAAACUUUGGUGGUGGUAGAAACUGUAAACCUUAGCACAGUUUACAGUAUAAGUCGUAAUUCAGUAAUCCUACAAUUACAGAACGGUUUAUGAUUUUACAUAGGUCUGCAUCUUAAUAGGUUGUAAUCUGCACAGAUCUACAAGUUACAACGAACCGGAAGUUAAGCUAUUAAAAGAACAUUAAUUUGUAAAAUGUCCUGCUGAAGAAGUGAUUUAAUUUUUGUUUAUAAAUUGUAAGAUAUUACCAAACCACUAUUCAUGUCAUUACCACAUAACUCCAACUUAAGUUUUGCUUCAAGCCUGAGGAUCUGAAAUUAUUUGAAAUCUUACUGAUUAACUCUUUAGGUCUAUACACAGACCUAUUAAGAUUGAUUAAUUACAAGAAGCAUAAAAUUUUUAUUAACAAAUCCUGUCAACGACAUAAAACUGAUGCAGAAAAUUGGGAUUGACCAGACUGGGCAAUUUCAUUACACAGACUCUGUAAUAGCAAAAAGCAGAGAUCUCAGGCCGACGCCAACUCCGAGUUUGGAUGGUCUUUCUCAGCAUGCAUCUCGAAGAAUGGGUGUAAUGAGUGAAGCAGAGGAACAAGAUAGAAAAACAAUAAAUGAAUUUUGUCAUCUGUUGGAGAAGUCCAAGCAACUUUUUAAUGGUUUAAGGGACUUGCCUCAGUAUGGCCAUAAGCAGUGGCAAGCAUACUUUGGACGUACUUUUGAUGUGUACACAAAACUCUGGAAAUUUCAACAGCAACAUAGACAAAUCUUGGAUGUGAAGUAUGGAUUGAAGCGAUGGCAGAUUGGAGAAAUAGCUUCUAAAAUUGGACAACUUUAUUAUCAUUACUACUUAAGAACCAGUGAGACUAAUUAUCUGAAUGAGGCCUUUUCCUUCUAUGCUGCAAUUAGAGGAAGAGGGUAUUACAGCAAAGCAGUAAAAGAGGAAAGUUCUCUUCCACAUAGAUCGGAUCUGAUGGUGAAGAAAUUACGCUACUAUGCACGAUUUAUCGUAGUUUGUCUUUUGCUCAAAAAGAUGAAAUUAGUAAGAGACUUGGUUAGGGAAUUAGCUAAACAAAUUGAUGACUACACUGCCACCUAUGAACCAGAAGACCAGUUAGAGUGGUCACUUGUUUUGGGUGAGAUCAAAUCUUUUAUUGAGGCAGAUAAUCUAGUAAAUGUUGUUGAUGUGGACUCUUCCUCCAUCGUUCUGUCCCAGCGCCUCAGCCCAAUUAAUACUCCCCACAUGGAAAAAGUUUCUUCUAGUCACCUUACUUUACAAGAGAUUUUGAUUGUGGGAAGCUGCUGUGAUCAAGCAAAAUUUAGUGAGUUAACCCUGGACAUGUUCCGUAUGCUUCAAACACUGGAACGUGAGCCUCAGGAUGACUCCACUCAAAUUUAUGAUGCUUCUCCUGCUCCUGGCAGGGUUCCAUUUCCAGAGAAUGGAGAGCAAAGACCUAUCAAAAGAGAGAACCCUCAUAAGUACCUUCUGUAUAAGCCCACUUUUAGUCAGCUGUUUGUAUUUCUGGCUUCUGGAUUUAGAGAGCUUCCAGCAAAUGGUGUUCUCUUGCUCUACCUCUCUGCUGAUGGAAGUUUCUCCAACAUAAAACAUCCAGAUGACAUUGGUUAUGACUAUGGAGGCAUAGCAACCAAUAGCAAGAAAGAACCUGACCAUGCGAAUAAGCGAAAUGUCCAGUUGAAGGAUAUGCAUUGCUUUUACCCAGGAGAUUUGUUUCCUUUUACCCGAAAGCCUCUAUUUUUGAUUCUUGACAGUGAUAACAGUCAUUCUUACGAACAUAUGCCACGUUAUUUUGGCCAACCACUGAUUGUUUUGAUGUCACCUGAAAAUGUUCCACCUAAUUUCCAUGAUCAGUUGCACAAAGGAAAUCUUUUCACACUUUUCCUGCAUAGUCCUCUGAUGGCAGUGUGUUUUAUAUGCAAUAUCACUGACAUUCCCAUUGCAUUAUGGGAAAAAGGUCAAACACAAGUUGAGAGGUUUAUGGGAGAAGCAAGCAGAGUGUUGACACGAUCAAGAAAUCUUGAUCCUGCAUAUCUGCAAUUUUAUGGAGAUGAUUUUCUUCGAUUAUUAAUGCUUCGGUUCAUUUUCUGUCAUGUAGUAAUGAAAUUGCAUCGAUUGUUUAGGGGCCAUAAUGUUACUCCACGAUCUCACCCACCAAUUCCUGAAACAGAGGUGUUGGAACACCCAAAUUUAAAACGUGCAGUUAUGGAUUUAGCAGCAACACUAGAUGUGAGGUCCUUGUUUUUGGACAUUGAAGAGGCUGACUGACAUGCGGUUAUGUUCACCUUGGCCUGAGGAUUUAUGGUUACCUCCCAGUGUUCAUUUUGUGCUCAUCAUCCUCAUCAGAAACACCUGCUGUAUUGUUGUGUUGUGUAAACACUGCUUUCUGUUAGUCUAACAGGGUAUGCUAAUGAUAUACUGUGAAUUGUAAGCUAAUGUUACAUUCCAACACCUCUUGAUUUGUGAGCAAAAAGCUAAGUAAACUUUUACUUUUCAGUUUUUUCACUGUCUGUUUUACAUAUGACUUUUGAUUUUGUUUUACUUUGAACUGUGGAUUUGUAAUGAAUAAAAAUUAUUUUUACAUUUUAGAGUAGGUCCUACAGACAUAAAAGAAAAAUUGUAGAUUUUCAUAAUUUCAGUUAAAUGAUUGAUUAACUUUAGCUAAUAAUAGUUUUUAACAACAGAAAAACAACAACAUAUAUAUAUAUGUAAGCACACAAAUGUGGUUAUAUACAAAUACAAAAAAAAAGUAUAUUUACGUAACCACACAAAUGUGUGUGUGUAUACAAAUACAAAAAAAGUAUACGUAUGUAAGCACACAAAUGUGUGAUUAUAUACAAAUAUACAGGUUUUGCCAUAUGUUUAUUUUCCAAAAACAUUGGUUCUGGAUCUUAGGUUGUUAUUUUGCAUAUGAAUAAAUAUUACUCUUAGUUUUGAAAAAUAAUAUUUUAAAAUUUAAUAUAUGCAUCGUUGGUUUUAGUUCAAGGGAUAGGUCAGUAGCAUUGUAUAUGGUCAUUAUUAGGAAGAUCAAAGUGAUUCUUGUAGCAACUAAUGUAAUUUUCUACUUGUUUUACUGUUAAACAUUGCUAUACAAGUUUCUUAGUAUAAUGACACGUAACUUUCUUUUUUAACUAGUUGUAAUAAAGCUAAAAAAAUGCAGAUUAUUAUUGUUACAGACAUUCUAUGAAGAUUUUUCAUCUCUAUAAUUGCCCAAUAUAGACACUAAGAAAUAAAAUUCUCUAAGAGAAAUAUGUGGCAAAGUUUUGGCCAAAAUGCUAAACAUAUAUAAUUCUCUUUCCCUUACAGCAUUUUUAAUAAUUUUUCUUUAUUACCAGAUGUUAUCAAGCUAUUAUUUCUGCAUUUGUUUACUAGAAAAAUGACAGUAUCAGUUCAAGCAGUUCUAACUGAUUAUUCCAUUGUAUAAGCAGAUUUUGAUAUAAUUAAGUUGUUUUUGUUGUUGUGUGGAUAUUUUGAAUAUGCCAAAAGUGAUUUAUCUAGUCAAAAAUAUUUUGUUAAUUUUCAUUUUGAUAGAAAAAAAUUUUAAAUGAAUUAAUGUUGUGUACUUGAUGUUUACAUUUUUGAUCAAAACACUGUUUUUUAAUGAACUGCAUGAGAAACGAUGUGUGAUGUGUACAUUGUGUUUGAAUAAUAUUUUUUUUUUUUAGUUUAAAUUUCAGACUCUUGUUUGAAUGAUAAGUUCCUGAUUAGGUAGAGUUGAAUUUGAGCUAGAGCUAAAUGAAGUCGUGUUAUAAGAAAAUUUUAAGUAGAUCAUUUAGGAAUUUAAAGCUUUUAAUAGAUAGACAAGCAUAUGUAUAUAAUGAUACAUGUGUGCAUUUUUCUUGUCUUGUUGAUCUAGAGAAGGAAUUAGUCAUUCUCUCAUUAUUUUGGACUGAGAGAAAUGAAUACAGUUCAAUCUUUUAUUCCUUUGAGUUUAAAGCUUGCAUAAAAAAGGAAAAGAUUGGUCAUAAUAUUGACCUUAUUCAGGAUCACUGUUUUAUAUAGUAUUCUUUAAAUGAUUUGGGAAUAUGUGGGUGUUUAUAAAGACUACUUUAAAUGAGAGAAAUCUAAUAUAUUUUUGAACUAGUAAGGAUUUCCAUUUAUCAAAGAAAAUUUAAUUUUUAGAAGUUUUUUUUUUUGAGCAGGUUAAUUUUUUGUCAGUAGAGUUGAAACCUUGUUAUUUUAUUGUAAAAAUUAAAAGCUAUUAGUCAGAAUAUUCUAAAAAUAUAAUAUUUUUAUUUGUUUGAAAGUAUGUUUUUUAAAUCAAAAAAUGCUACUGAUCUGUCUCGUCAUAUGUGUUUUUGUAUUGAUGAAAUAUUUCUGUAAUCUGAGAAAUUUGUUUUUAUAUUGUGACUCAGCAAAGGACCAUUCUCAGCAUUUAUUUUCAGUCUUGUUAGUGAUCUGUGUUGAAGUACUUGUGUUUAAUAUUACUUGCGAAACAAAUAUUUUCACAUGGAACAAAAAUUAUUUCGAAGAGAAAGUCAUUGAAGGAGGAUUAUAUCUGGACAUAAUGUUGUAUGAAUCACAUAUAAAUAUAAGUACUUUUUUCAUGAACUGUAGUGGUAUUCUGAAACUCCUUUGCAAUUUGAAAUGUAGAUUUGCAGUAGUAUUUUUUACUUCUAGUAAAUUAUUUUUAUUUCUACUAUUUUCAUGCUCAUUUAGCAGGUUAACAGUACUAAAAAUUAUUUUAUCUGUGAUUAAAAAUGUCAUAUAUAUUAGCUUGACUUCAUUUUAACCCAAAAUUUUAACCUGAACCAAACCCAAGUUCUGUUAUUUUAAUGUGAGAAGGAGGGAACCAGAAGGCUUUAGGCCUGGGUUGAACAUUGUAACACAACAAAACAAAAACUUGGCUUUUAUGGAGGGUGGAAAGCAAAUCACAGUAAAGCUUUAUCUCACCUCUUGCAAAAAAAAAAAACAAAAAAACAACAAUUUUGAAAGAUUUGAAUACUAUGACUUUAAGAUUGCAGUUAUCUCUUUUUGCAGUUGAAAGUGUGGUGUAUGGUUUCUUAUUCAUUCAUACUUUCAAAUAGAUAUCCAGUAUUUGGUGAAAAGCAUGUGAUACAAAUAGCAUGCAUAUUCUUUGACCUAGAUGUACCAGGAUUGUUUGGAGGUUUUGUUACAUGAAGCUCAUUCAUAUUUGACCUCUCUACAGUCUUCCUGUACUUUACUUUCAAAGCCUAGUUAGUUUCUAAUGUUACACAUGUUUCCAUGCAGGGUGUGAAUCAAUGUAUGUGUAUAUUAUAUAUAUAUAUAUAUAUUAACCCUUUUCCUUUCAUAGGUUGCUAAUUCAUUAUAACUAUUUUUUCUGUUUGCUAUAAAAUGCUAAAAUUUGAAUACAAUGACCUUAUAGUCUGUAUAUUUAGAAAGCAAAGUAUUUUAUGAAGUAUAUCUCAAACAGAAAUAGUUAGCAUUAUUGAAUGUAGUUUAGGAAUUUUAAAAUAUUUGAUUCAUAGCAUAUUGCAGUAGAUAGUAAUUCUUAUAGUGGUUUGUAAAGUACACGUACAUCUAUUAAAAUCAUCAAUGACAUAAAGUUUACAGUGUUUCACACUCUUCAGCACAUCUUUUUUGACAUUUACUAUAAAAAUAAUUUUAGAAUAGCUUAGCUUUUAGCUCUAGUCAGUCAACUUUCAGCUCUUGCCAAAGUAAAAUGAUAGUUACUUAUUAAUUUUUUUGUUUGUAAACUACUAAGUACAUUUAUUAGUUUUAAACUAAAAAUUAUAUUUGCCUUUGGAGUAUACAGUAAACAGUUUUUCACUAUAUAUAUUAAAAAAAAUGAGAGGUUUGAGUAUUUCGGGUUAUUCUCUAUGAAUUGAAGACAUGGUAUAGAGGUACUGUGUAUUUCUAACUGCCCAAGGGAAGAGGGGUUAACAAAAUUAAAGAUUGCUUAUUAUUUUACAAGUGGGUUUCAUAUAAAACAUUUUAAGCAUUAAAUUUUUGCUGUAAUCAGUAUAACAAGGUGUAAUAUUCAUUGUUAAUUAUACAUAUUCAUAAGAAGGGAAAAAAAAUCUUUUGUUACUGCAUUUGAAUAGAGGGUUAGUUUUAUUUAUGGGAUAUUUUCAUGAAAUUUACUACUGAAAUUCUCCCUGCUAUAAAUAGUUCUACAGUCAUGUGUAAUACUGAAAGUUUGGAUGUUUACCAAAAGGUUUUUUUUUUAAUAAUAUUAUUCUUAUUAUUCAUUUUAAUGUUUCUUUAAAGACAGUGUUAAAACACUUUUGUUACUUAUGAUUUUGAACCAUGUUUUAGUUUUUUUCUGACAUUUAUCAGCAAACUUUACUCUUCAUUCAAACCUUACUAUUUGUGUAUGUACAACUAAAUUGGUAUUGUUAGUGCUAAAGGUUUGAGUCUUGUUGUUUGACUUCAUCCUUUUGUCUUGAUGUGCCCUGAUGUUGGCUGAGAGUCAGUACAGGUAAUACUCAGACAAACCUGAAAACAAACCUAUCAAACAGGUCUGUAUAUUUCAUUCACGCUGUAUACAGUGUUAUCAAUAUUAAAUCAUUUUUGUCAGUA